AUGGCGAGUCACCAAGAAUCCCUCAACUUGACCAUUGUCCCUUACGGGGUAAACGUCCGUCAAGCUCAUAAGAAGUCCCGUGCGGGCUGCUAUACAUGCAAGACCCGUCAUGUCAAGUGCGGCGAGGAGAGGCCUCGAUGCGGCAACUGCGUCUCCAAGGGAAAAGACUGUCAAUACCCAGCGUCCAUUAAAAGACGGAUCAAGACGCAAGAUAAAGCCAGGGGUAUCAGGCGUGUAUCGCUAGAGCCGACGACCGAAAUAUCCAUGGUUUCCGCAUCAUUCACCCUGCACGACUUGCGGUUAUUCCACCACUUUCUCUGCUUCGCAUACCUGCCUCUGCCUCUAACCAAGAAGUCGGUUUGGACGCAAGACAUACCUCAACUCAGUCUUCACUCAGAGCAUCUGAUGAAUGCUUUAUUGGCUCUGGCUGCCUCGCAUAUGGAAACGUUGACCGGCGUCGAUCAUGAUAAGUACACUGCACUGUUGCACAAGGGCCGUGCAAUCUCUGGACUCAAGGAUGAAUUCGCCAAAUCCCAUCACUCGGCAACCGAGUAUGAUGUGAUGCUGGCAACUUGCUACUCCUUGGCCUUUCAGUCUGCGCUUCUGCCUGGAUCGGCGGUCGACUUUACAACCUUCGUACGAGGCUGUGCUCUCAUUACACGUCGUAUUCAAGCUGAAGGACAACAGUCCGUCUUCGACUUUUCGCGCAAUCUGAAUCGAGCACCAAUCCGACGCACAGUCUUGCUCAGAAUCGGUUCCGCAAGUCGGAUUUCUGGCUCUCGUUUUCGGCUGCUGAUAAAGAAGGGGAUGGCAUCACUUCUUGCCGCUCAUGAGUCUGUUGAACACGCAGGGACUGGCCAUAAUCUCUUUCAAGCCCUGAGCUCGACCUUUGCCGGGUUUCAAGUGUCGUUGGCGAAAGGAUAUAACCGUUUUCUCAGCUACUACGCUGUUUGGUUCAAACUUGCUGAAGCUAAAGAUAUCUUGGCCCCGGAUGCAGUAAGAGAGGCGGCGUUCUUGCUCUGGGCUUUCUUUAUUGGUAUCCAGCUACUGAUCGCUAUGCUCGUGGCUGAUAUGACCAGCGGGGGGAUGAAUAGGGACCGUGCAGCAGGAUUCAACCGUUCACUUGGUGUUUCAAAGAUGAUUAGAAUGACUGAGUGGCUUUGCGCAAUCGAAACAACUACACCGACUCACAUGAGGGAACACCUUACCUGGCCAAGGCUGGUCUCGAGCCAGGUACUCUUGGGACUGCAAAUAACGACGGUGUCGAAGGCCUCAGUCGAUCUCAAGGUAAACGCUCUUCGCGAUCUGGAUUCACGCUCUCACAUUGCGUUGGGAGAACUUCUGGAGCUGUCUGCAAGUCUGGCCAACUGGAUUGAAGACCUUCUGGCAUCACAAAGUGGCGAUGAAGGCAGCAGCGGUGAAAUGGAAGGGUGGCGGAGAACACAGACUCAGAUGGUCUUUGGGAUUCUAGAUCAGGGAGGGCAGGACACGCCGAUCGACAGACGUGGCCCUGGGAUGGUAACUACGGCCUCCAUCACUCCUUUCCCCCGCCAAUAUCCCGGGAGACGCUGA
Messenger RNA from Fonsecaea pedrosoi CBS 271.37, 1572 nucleotides. RefSeq lists its product as uncharacterized. Bases 1 to 1572 code for a protein of 523 amino acids. The record is from RefSeq and is a predicted model, not a curated record. The transcript has a single exon. Lineage: Eukaryota; Fungi; Ascomycota; Eurotiomycetes; Chaetothyriales; Herpotrichiellaceae. Gene Ontology annotation, molecular function: DNA-binding transcription activator activity, RNA polymerase II-specific; zinc ion binding. Gene Ontology annotation, biological process: regulation of transcription by RNA polymerase II.